Molecule: messenger RNA, 619 nt
Organism: Lasiosphaeria miniovina
Lineage: Eukaryota; Fungi; Ascomycota; Sordariomycetes; Sordariales; Lasiosphaeriaceae
Exons: 1
Source: RefSeq, a predicted model, not a curated record
CCUGGUGGCUCUUCCGACAUCGGCAAGAUAGAGUCGCUGAACGGCCAUAGCCUGCCUCGUAAAGAUGAACGUCCUGCCGAGAUAGGCGAUACUAAUGACUAUCUUCCUUUAGCCAGAAGCGGGAGUCGCGAAGGCACCCUUUGCAGUGACGAGGGAGGCGAGGGCGACGAGCCCGAGCUGGCCAAUACUAAGCUACCUCUGCAUCUACCCGACAGCCAAGACUGGAUCGACUUUCGGCGCGAUGUUGGCGGACACUGUAUUACCAAUCUCGGAGAGGACUACCGUACUUUGGUUCCAGGCGACAGAGGAAAGCAGCGUGAGGAUGGUUCUGUCGUGCUACCACAAGUACAGGAGAGUCAGGCAAGCAUGCCGAGGUUGUCGGACAGUGAGCGGAACGACACGGGUGAGGUGGCCAAUACCGAGCCAUCCAUGCAGUCGUCCGCCAGCCAAGACCGGGCUAACCUUCAGAACAACAUCGCUCGUCGUCGAAGUUACGAUACCGGCGACGAGGAGAACUGCUCUCCUAUUAUGGGAAGUGACGCCAAGCAGGGCAAGGACGAGGUCACCCAGCCACCGCGCAAGCGCCGCAGCAUACGCACUUCGGCCCCUACAACCUGCA